UGGCGGGAGCCUUGGCACCGGGAGAAAGAUGGUAUUUGAAAUGCCACUGCUUACCCAAGCAGUGUGCUGGGAGAGGCAGGACAGAUAAGGAGGAGGAAGAUGGAGACAAAUUGUGCCCGAUACAGCGUGAGGGUGUUCUCGUGUAUGUCGCCACAGACAGCGUGCUUAGCAAAAUGGAAAUAAAUGAGAUCUCGUGGCUGCCUGGAGGAACUUAGUAGAAAAUGCAAAACAACGAAAUAAUAAAACCUGCUAAGUACUUCUCGGAGUUGGAAAAGAGCGUCCUGCUGGCAUUAGUGGAGAAGUACAAAUAUGUGCUCGAAUGUAAAAAAAGUGACGCGAGAACUAUUGCUCUCAAGCAGCGCACUUGGCAGGCCCUGGCCCAUGAGUAUAAUUCCCAACCGAGUGUGUCCCUUCGAGAUUUUAAACAGCUGAAGAAGUGCUGGGAAAACAUCAAGGCAAGGACCAAAAAGAUAAUGGCACAUGAAAGGAGGGAGAAGGUGAAACGAAGCGUGAGUCCACUCAUUAACACCCACAUCAUAGGGAAAGAGAAGAUCUCCAGCAUGAUCCCUGAGCAGAUUUACUUUUUGCAGAACCCUCCCGAAGAAGAUUCUGAAUUCCACCCCGAUGCUCCUAACCAAGACUCAUUUGCCAUCUCUAACAAAGACCUGUGUGACGAAGACAGAGAAUUAAUCCACUUCCCGGUGUGCGAAGGCCCCUCCCAGUCGGAACCGUCGUGCUCCGCUAUCCGAACCACGGCCAGUAAGAACUACAGGAACAAAACUGCUCAGGAAACUGCUUUGAAAAAGAUGCACGAGGAAGAACAUCAUCAGCAAAUGUCCAUUUUACAGCUCCAGCUGCUCCAGAUGAAUGAGGUGCACGUGGCGAAAAUCCAGCAGAUAGAGAGGGAGUGUGAGAUGGCCGAAGAGGAACACAGGAUCAAAAUGGAAGUGCUCAAUAAAAAGAAAAUGUAUUGGGAGAGAAAACUGCAAACCAUCACCAAAGAGUGGCCGGUAUCGUCGUUUAACAGGCCUUUUCCCAGUUCCCCCUAACCCUCAGGGUGGCAGGACUGAAAACAGAGAAACCCCUCGUAUCCGACACGCAUUAGCAGGAACGUGUAAUAAAUCAACCUGUGAGUCAGUGGGCUUGUUACAGAGCAACCACUGGUAUAAUCACCUGUGGCAGGGUCAAAAAAACGCAGUAACUCAUUGGAGGGUGAGCAUGGGUAAACUGCUCUGAAUAUGACCUCUAGCUACAUGCUAUCCUUUACGUACGUGACAAAGAAAUGAGUUAAGAUACUGUCUUAGUUUUGUGAAAGCAUACGAUUGUGAGUGCUUUAAUUUUGAAUGUAAUGUAUCUCGGAUCUGGAUUCAUGAGUAAAUUCAUUCAGGAAAUGG
This is a messenger RNA of Ornithorhynchus anatinus (platypus), 1394 nucleotides long. It is a transcript of the gene MSANTD3, whose product is annotated as Myb/SANT DNA binding domain containing 3. The coding region runs from base 222 to 1049 and encodes 275 amino acids. NCBI's taxonomy places the organism in Eukaryota, Metazoa, Chordata, Mammalia, Monotremata, Ornithorhynchidae. The record is from RefSeq and is a predicted model, not a curated record. The transcript is spliced from 3 exons.